AUGCCAAAGGAAGGUCUUCGAUAUGCUGCGAAGGUCGACCUAACCAAGGAUGCUGGGAAAGAGCCGUUCCUACAUAAUCGAUGGCACCCAGACAUCCCCUUUUGCGGCACGAUCAAGAACAACGAGACGGUCAAGAUUGAAUGCGUAGACUGGACCGGAGGACAGAUCGGCAACAACGACAGUGCAGACGACGUUCGUGAUGUCGACCUCACUCGUGUGCACUAUUUGACAGGCCCGUUCGAGAUCGAGACGGCAGAACCUGGCGAUGUCUUGGUCGUCGACAUUCAGGAUGUCCAGCCUCUUCAGGACUCGCCAUGGGGCUUUACUGGCGUCUUCGCGAAGGAGAAUGGUGGUGGCUUCUUGGAUGAGAUUUAUCCUAAGCCAGCAAAAGCAAUCUGGGACUUCGAAGGCAUCAACUGCUCCUCCCGCCAUAUCCCAGGCGUCCGCUUCGCCGGUCUGAUUCACCCUGGUAUCCUCGGCUGCGCACCCUCUCCCGAAGUACUCAAGACGUGGAACGAUCGUGAAGGCCAGCUUAUCAAAGAGUGCAGCCACAUGGGCCGCGACGUUGCCCUCCCGCCAAACCCACAAAGCGUCCACGUCGGUAGCGGUGGAGACGAUAUCAAGGAGAAGGUCGGCAAGGAGGGUGCUCGAACCAUCCCAGGUCGACCUGAGCACGGUGGCAACUGCGAUAUCAAGAAUCUGUCUCGAGGCUCGAAAGUCUACCUACCCGUACACGUCAAGGGUGCGAAGUUCUCAGUCGGUGAUCUGCACUUCUCCCAGGGCGACGGCGAGAUCUCUUUCUGCGGUGCUAUAGAGAUGGCAGGAUGCAUUACCAUCAAGUUCAGUGUCAUGAAAGAUGGAAUGAAGCAUCUUGCCAUGAAGUCGCCAAUCUAUAUUCCUGGACCGGUCGAGCCGCAGUUUGGACCUGGGCGGUACAUCUACUUCGAGGGAUUCAGUGUGGAUGAGCACGGCAAGCAGCAUUACCUCGAUACUACUGUGGCGUACAGACAGACGAGUCUGCGGGUCAUUGAGUACCUGAGGAGAUAUGGGUACGAUGACUACCAGAUAUACCUUCUCUUGUCGUGCGCUCCGGUCCAAGGGCAUGUGGCGGGCAUUGUGGACAUUCCCAAUUCCUGCACGACGAUGGGUCUGCCAAUCGAUAUCUUCGACUUUGAUAUUAGGCCAGAGGCACCGACGGGAAAGCGAGACCUAGGUAGCUGUGCGUUUGCCAGUUCGUAG
This is a messenger RNA of Recurvomyces mirabilis, 1239 nucleotides long. RefSeq lists its product as uncharacterized. The record is from RefSeq and is a predicted model, not a curated record. NCBI's taxonomy places the organism in Eukaryota, Fungi, Ascomycota, Dothideomycetes, Mycosphaerellales, Teratosphaeriaceae. Bases 1 to 1239 code for a protein of 412 amino acids. Gene Ontology annotation, molecular function: hydrolase activity, acting on carbon-nitrogen (but not peptide) bonds, in linear amides. The transcript is spliced from 5 exons.